This is a messenger RNA of Magnolia sinica, 1530 nucleotides long. RefSeq lists its product as uncharacterized. The coding region runs from base 16 to 1377 and encodes 453 amino acids. Lineage: Eukaryota; Viridiplantae; Streptophyta; Magnoliopsida; Magnoliales; Magnoliaceae. The transcript has 15 exons. The record is from RefSeq and is a predicted model, not a curated record.
UUAACUUGAGUUAACAUGUUCCGAGUAUACAACUUCCGAGAGCCUGUGUAUCAAGAGCCGCGUGCAGCCGGAGUAUCAUAUGACUCCUGCCUGCGUUUCCUUCCCGAGGUUGAAGACCCGCGAAAGGAAGAACCUUCGCUGCUCUACCCAUUUUUAAAAGAGAAAAAUCAAGAACAUGGAUACCCGCUCUCUAGAAGUCCAAUCUUCUACUUAAAUCCUCCCUCCAUCGAAUCUCAAUCCAUCUCGGUUCGAUCCCCAACAUCUUUCUCGUUCGAAAGCCGUUUCUCUCACGCGAUUUCGUGCCGGAAAAUGUCUUGCGAGUUUGAAACUGCUCCUCCAACGCUCAGAAUAGUCACAAUAUCGUAUUCGGAGCUCCAGGAUAAAGAUGGGAAUUUGUCGAUGAAGAUUGAGAAUGGUUUUGGGCCCGAUGGAUUGGGGAUUAUAUCCAUAUCGGAUGUUCCAGGAUUUCCUUUAUUACGCCAAAUUCUCUUACAUCUUUCCCCCCGAUUGGCAAGCCUUCCUGAAGAGGCGAAGAAGGAGCUCGAAGAUCCAGAUAGCAGGUAUGGCUUUGGGUGGAGUCAUGGAAAGCAGAUGCUAGAGGCUGGUAAACUUGACAUGUUGAAAGGCUCUUUUUUUGCAAAUCCAGUUUUAGACACACCGACGACUGAGGAUUUUCUUAUACAAAGGUAUCCAUCAUCUUGUAGGCCAAAUAUAUGGCCUAGCAAUGCUUUGCCUAAACUUGAAGAGGCAUUCAAGGCUCUUGGGAAGCUGAUGUUGGAUGUCGGAUUGAUGUUGGCUUAUCACUGUGACCGAUAUGUAACCAAAGGGGACCAGUCGUGCAAUGACGAAAGCCUCAAGCAGAUACUUCUACGUUCUCGGUGCCACAAAGCUCGUCUGCUAUAUUACUUUCCAGCACCACAGAGUGAUUGUACCCAAGAUCUUGGCACCAUGUCAUCAUGGUGUGGAUGGCAUACUGACUUUGGUUCUCUUACAGGUCUUACCUGUGGUAAGUUUACAAGAGAUGGUGUAGAAAUAGCAUGCCCUGAUAGUGCUGCUGGCCUUUAUAUUCGAACACGAACUGAUCAGAUUGUCAAAGUUAUCUUUGGAGAAGAUGAAAUUGCAUACCAAAUUGGCGAAACUACAGAAAUACUAUCAAGAGGUCGUCUGUGUGCAACACCGCAUUGUGUUAGGGCACCUAAAGGAGAAAAGGCUUUAGGUGUGGAACGUUCAACUUUCGCUCUUUUCAUGCAACCUGACUGGGAUGAGAAUCUUCAUUUUCCUACAGAGGUACAUCGUCAUCAGGAGUUAAUCCCACCGAACGGAACUCUUACCUUUGGGGAAUACUCUGAGAUUCUCCUAAGCAAAUAUUACGGCUGAUUACAUUGAGAAACCUUGUGUUAUUUGCCUUCGAUUGGCUUCAUUAUAAACAUGUACUAUAAAAUAAUUGCCUUCUUUGGCAGGUUUAUCUUGUGAACAUGAUUGAUUUUCCCUAAUUUAAGAAGCUUUUCUACUUUCUUAAGAAUACCUUAA